GACUGCAGCAGCCCGGCCAAGUGCGAGCGUAGCCCGCGCGGCAUCCCGUAUCCCACGCUCGAGAACCUCGCGCAGAGCCUGCUCGACACGCAGCAGUACGCCGACCUGGCCGACCUGGUCGACGGCAUGGAUCUGGAUGAGGAGUGGGGCGAGAACCACCUGCAGCUCGACGCGCCGCCGGUCGACUGGAUCAGGGAGAAGAACGAGCUGAUUGCCCGCUCGCUGCCCGAAGGCAUGAGCGCCAGCGCCGCCUUCUCCAUGCUGACCGAGACACCCGAGCCGCGGGAGGCCUGGCUGCGCACUGUGAGGACAAAGCACAAGAGGAUCAAUGACGAGUUGCCGAAACACAGAUAUCUGACGAGGUAUCGGAAGGUUGGGUCACCAGACCCACGCGAGAACAAAGGUCGAGAGGUGUAGAUAAGCAUACUAGGUACUAGUACGCUCCAAUCCACCAGUACUUAUAUACCGUACCUUAG
Molecule: messenger RNA, 476 nt
Organism: Chaetomium strumarium
Lineage: Eukaryota; Fungi; Ascomycota; Sordariomycetes; Sordariales; Chaetomiaceae
Exons: 1
Coding region: 127-417 (96 amino acids)
Source: RefSeq, a predicted model, not a curated record